This is a messenger RNA of Haliotis rufescens (red abalone), 1026 nucleotides long. RefSeq names its product cell wall protein IFF6-like. Bases 1 to 1026 code for a protein of 341 amino acids. Lineage: Eukaryota; Metazoa; Mollusca; Gastropoda; Lepetellida; Haliotidae. The transcript has a single exon. The record is from RefSeq and is a predicted model, not a curated record.
AUGGAGAGCUACAAGAAUAUAGGGAGCAAGGACAGCACCAGGAAUACAGGGAGGAUAAAUAGCGACAGGAAUACAGGGAGGAUUGAGAGCUACAAGAAUACAGGGAGCAAGGACAGUACCAGGUAUACAUGGAGGAUGAAGAGCGACAGGAAUACAGGGAGGAUGGAGAGCGACAAGAAUCCGGGGAGGAUGGAGAGCUACAAGAAUACAGGGAGAAUUGAGAGCACCAGGAAUACAGGGAGGGUGGAGAGCUACAAGAAUACAGGGAGGGUGGAGAGCGACAAGAAUACAGGGAGGAUUGGGAGCACCAGGAAUACAGGGUGGAUGGAGAGCGACAAAAAUAUAGGGAGCAAGGACAGCACCAGGAAUACAGGGAGGAUAAAUAGCGACAGGAAUACAGGGAGGAUGGAGAGCGAAAAGAAUAUAGGAAACAAGGACAGCAAAAGGAAUACAGGGAGAAUGGCGAGCUACAAGAAUACAGGGAGCAAGGACAGCACCAUGAAUACAGGGAGGGUGGAGAGCGAAAAGAAUAUAGGAAACAAGGACAGCACCAUGAAUACAGGGAGAAUGGCGAGCUACAAGAAUACAGGGAGCAAGGACAGCACCAUGAAUACAGGGAGGGUGGAGAGCGAAAAGAAUAUAGGAAACAAGGACAGCACCAGGAAUACAGGGAGGAUAAAUAGCGACAGGAAUACAGGGAGGGUGGAGAGCUACAAGAAUACAGGGAGCAAGGACAGCACCAGGAAUACAGGGAGGGUUGAUAGCUACAAGAAUACAGGGAGGGCGGAGAGCUACACGAAUACAGGGAGCAAGGACAGCACCAGGAAUACAGGGAGGAUAAAUAGCGACAGGAAUACAGGGAGGAUGGAGAGCGACAAAAAUACAGGGAGCAAGGACAGCACCAGGAAUACAGGGAGGGUGGAUAGCUACAAGAAUAUAGAGAGUAAGGAGAAAGAACGGAGAAAGCAUGGGAAAGAAAGACAAAGAUCGGUUUCCCUGCCGCACUCUACAGCCAAUGAUAUCUGA